Gastrolobium bilobum is the source of this 507-nucleotide messenger RNA. Its product is annotated as serine/threonine-protein phosphatase 7 long form homolog. NCBI's taxonomy places the organism in Eukaryota, Viridiplantae, Streptophyta, Magnoliopsida, Fabales, Fabaceae. The transcript has 2 exons. Bases 1 to 507 code for a protein of 168 amino acids. Gene Ontology annotation, biological process: meristem maintenance; meristem development. The record is from RefSeq and is a predicted model, not a curated record.
AUGGAGCAGCAGGACCUGCAGCAGACUUUCAUUGACCCUGGUCCAUCGUUGCGUUCUCUCUUGACGUUGCAGGAGAAACACAUCUCCACGCAUGUGUGGAACACCUCAGAUGAUGCACAGGUACGUGAUCGUGUCCUCAAUGUCAGACACGCUGCGACACACGAUCACUUGGAUAUACCAGAGGAUAUCCAGCCUUACCUUCAGCAGACUGGAUUUUAUCACGUUGCACGUCUGCGCAACCAUGAGAUUGAUCACUCACUCAUCUCGGCCCUUGUUGAGAGAUUGCGGCCUGAGACGCGCACAUUUCAUAUGCCGAUGGCUGAGGUUACGAUUACCUUGGAGGAUGUACACCAUCUGCUGGGGUUGCCCACAGAUGGAGAGGUUGUAUGUGGCCGCGUUGGAGGUCAUCCUUUCUCGCAGCUUUCUACAAAUCUGUUAGGAGUAGAGCCCGCCCGGCAGCGCGACUUUCAUAAGAACCAAAUUUCGCUGUCAUUUCUUCGGGAAUAG